Urocitellus parryii (Arctic ground squirrel) is the source of this 2002-nucleotide messenger RNA. The record is from RefSeq and is a predicted model, not a curated record. NCBI's taxonomy places the organism in Eukaryota, Metazoa, Chordata, Mammalia, Rodentia, Sciuridae.
GUUUUGCUUUUUAUGCUCUGUAUUGGGAAGGCAGAUAAAAAUGCCAGGUCUGGACUGCCUCUGGGGAUAACCUCACCCUGUGUGAUGUGAAUGAAUAGCAUCUUGCCUGGCAAAUCCACAGGAAUUGAUAAGGCAGGCACAGCUCUUCCAAACAGGCCUUUUCUCUUUUAGCUCUAGCUGUGGUUUCUGCAGCAGUUUUGUUUUUGCCUUAAGAGAGGUGCUCUGGAUUAUCAGACCUCCAUGUAUGACAAUUUGUACCUGCAUGGAAUUGAAGACUCGGAGGCUGGUUCAGCGGAUUCCUACACAAGCAGGCCGUCUGACUCCGAUGUCUCUUUGGAAGAGGAUCGGGAAGCAAUUCGACAGGAGAGAGAACAGCAAGCGGCUAUCCAACUUGAGAGAGCAAAGUCCAAACCCGUAGCCUUUGCCGUGAAGACGAAUGUGAGCUAUUGUGGAGCUCUGGAUGAGGAUGUGCCUGUUCCAAGCACAGCCAUCUCCUUUGAUGCCAAGGACUUUCUACACAUUAAAGAGAAAUACAACAAUGAUUGGUGGAUAGGAAGGCUGGUGAAAGAGGGCUGUGAGAUUGGCUUCAUCCCAAGUCCACUCAGAUUGGAGAACAUACGGAUUCAGCAAGAACAGAAACGAGGACGUUUUCACGGAGGGAAAUCAAGUGGAAAUUCCUCAUCAAGUCUUGGAGAAAUGGUAUCAGGGACAUUUCGAGCAACUCCCACAUCAACAGCAAAACAGAAGCAAAAAGUGACGGAGCACAUUCCUCCUUACGAUGUUGUGCCAUCAAUGCGUCCGGUGGUGUUAGUGGGGCCGUCACUGAAAGGUUAUGAGGUAACAGACAUGAUGCAGAAAGCCCUCUUUGAUUUCCUGAAGCACAGGUUUGAUGGGAGGAUAUCAAUAACGAGAGUGACAGCUGACAUUUCUCUUGCUAAGAGGUCUGUCCUAAAUAAUCCCAGCAAGAGAGCAAUAAUUGAACGUUCAAACACCCGGUCCAGCUUAGCGGAAGUACAAAGUGAAAUUGAAAGAAUCUUUGAGUUGGCAAGAUCUUUGCAAUUGGUUGUUCUUGAUGCAGACACCAUCAAUCACCCAGCACAACUUAUAAAGACUUCCUUAGCACCAAUUAUUGUUCAUGUAAAAGUCUCAUCUCCAAAGGUUUUACAGCGAUUGAUUAAAUCUAGAGGAAAAUCUCAAAGUAAACACUUGAAUGUUCAACUAGUAGCAGCUGAUAAACUUGCACAGUGUCCUCCUGAAAUGUUCGAUGUUAUAUUGGAUGAGAACCAGCUUGAGGAUGCUUGUGAACAUCUAGGAGAGUACCUUGAGGCGUACUGGCGAGCCACCCACACGACCAGCAGCACCCCCAUGACCCCGCUGCUGGGGAGGAAUUUGGGCUCCACAGCACUCUCACCAUAUCCCACGGCAAUUUCUGGGUUACAGAGUCAGCGAAUGAGGCACAGCAACCACUCCACAGAGAACUCUCCGAUUGAAAGACGAAGUCUAAUGACCUCUGAUGAAAAUUAUCACAAUGAGAGAGCUCGGAAGAGUAGAAACCGCUUGUCUUCCAGUUCCCAGCACAGCCGAGAUCAUUACCCUCUUGUGGAAGAAGAUUACCCUGACUCAUACCAGGACACUUACAAACCUCACAGGAACCGAGGCUCACCUGGGGGAUACAGCCAUGACUCCCGGCAUAGGCUUUGAGGCUGCCAAAACAAACAAACAAAAAAUAUGUAUUCAUCUGUUGACAAUUUGCCAUAGCACUGCUAGGAUAAACCAAUCAUCUUAACUUGGCAAGCACAGCACAGUAUUUACUGUGCUUAUGGGCUGCUGUCAUUUGAUGCUAAGGGGCAAAAAACAACAACAAAAAUGUACAUUAUGCCCUUGAGUCUAGAUGGAUAUUAGAUGCCCAAUCAUAUAGAUAUUUUAAGUGCUACAUWUACAUAACAGUACCUUUUGUUUUCUUCAUAGAUUUAAACACAUCAAUUUGUAAUUUAGGGUACUU